AUGCAGUUCCUCAACAUCCUCUUCCUCGGCCUCUGCGGCUUCCUCGCUAAUGCCGCUCCAACGUCCCCCAAUGAUGAUGGUCUGUCCAAAGACUGGACCCACGUCUUUACACAGGACAAUAUCAACCUCUCUACUGUCAAUCCUGGCUCACCAAUGGCAUCUGUUUCAAUCCCCAGCGUAGCCGAUGCCACAGAAGUUCACGGUCAAAUCGUGAACAAGUGCUCAUUCCCCGUCUGGGUUCGCUUAGCAAUCGCGGCAACUACCUCCAACCCAGAUCGUCCUGGCGCCAAGUGCGACCACGCCGGAGAAACCCACAUGGUCGAAGUUCAGCCGGGAGGUACCUACCUAUCUCCCUUUCCUGCCAAGUGCGACCAAUGUGGUCACGUCCUCAAGGUCGCUCACAAUGCCGGCGAUCUUAAGGUCUACCAAUUCGAGUACUCUAUGGACGGCCAUGAUGGUCGCCUGUGGUACGAUCUCAGUGCGGAAAACGGUGCGCCCUUCCAGAAAGUCGAGCGUUAUCUGGGAACUUCCGGCCGUAGCUGCCCAUUUGUGGACUGUAAGCCUGGUCAAUGGGUUUAG
Messenger RNA from Pyrenophora tritici-repentis Pt-1C-BFP, 579 nucleotides. The record is from RefSeq and is a predicted model, not a curated record. NCBI's taxonomy places the organism in Eukaryota, Fungi, Ascomycota, Dothideomycetes, Pleosporales, Pleosporaceae.